This is a messenger RNA of Dromaius novaehollandiae (emu), 11907 nucleotides long. RefSeq names its product exportin 4 (gene XPO4). Bases 237 to 3713 code for a protein of 1158 amino acids. Gene Ontology annotation, biological process: protein export from nucleus. Gene Ontology annotation, cellular component: nuclear pore; cytoplasm. Gene Ontology annotation, molecular function: nuclear export signal receptor activity. NCBI's taxonomy places the organism in Eukaryota, Metazoa, Chordata, Aves, Casuariiformes, Dromaiidae. The transcript is spliced from 23 exons. The record is from RefSeq and is a predicted model, not a curated record.
GCGGUCGGGGGAGGGGAGGGGAGGGGAGGGGAAGGGGCGCGGCGCGGGGGCUGUGUGUGGCGGCGCCGCGCUGGGCCCCGCUCGGUGGCGGCCGGCGCUCACGCUGCGCCGCCGCCGCCGCCGCCACCGCCGCGGCCUCUCGUGGCCGCCGGGGCCGGGCCGCGCCGCGGCCGGGAUUGGCUGCGCGGCCGCCUCGUCCCAGAAUGCAGCGCAUGGCGCGUCAUUGAAGAGAGACCAUGAUGGCGGCGGCCGCGGCCGCGGCCGCGGCGGCGGGGGGGGCCCCCGAGGUGAUCGCGCAGCUGGAGAACGCGGCCAAAGUGCUCAUGGCACCACCUUCCAUGGUCAAUAAUGAACAACGGCAACACGCUGAGCACAUAUUCUUAUCAUUUAGGAAAUCAAAAUCGCCAUUUGCUGUUUGCAAACAUAUUUUGGAAACUAGUAAAGUGGACUAUGUCCUUUUUCAAGCUGCUACAGCGAUAAUGGAAGCAGUUGUACGAGAAUGGAUUCUGUUGGAAAAAACUAGCAUCGAGUCACUGCGAACAUUCCUUCUAACAUAUGUCUUACAAAGGCCUAACCUGCAAAAGUAUGUUCGGGAGCAGAUUCUAUUAGCAGUAGCGGUAAUAGUGAAACGGGGAUCAUUAGACAAAUCAAUCGACUGCAAAAGCAUUUUCCAUGAAGUCAGCCAGUUGAUCAGCAGCGGUAACCCCACUGUGCAAACUUUGGCCUGUUCGAUUUUAACGGCGUUGUUGAGCGAGUUCUCAAGUUCAAGUAAAACCAGCAACAUUGGACUAAGCAUGGAGUUCCAUGGUAACUGUAAACGUAUAUUUCAGGAGGACGAUCUGCGGCAGAUCUUCGUGCUCACAGUAGAGGUACUUCAGGAAUUCAGCAGACGUGAAAACCUCAAUGCUCAGAUGUCUUCAGUGUUUCAGCGUUAUCUUGCACUAGCCAAUCAGGUCUUAAGCUGGAACUUCCUUCCUCCAAAUUUGGGCAGACAUUAUAUAGCUAUGUUUGAAUCCUCGCAAAAUGUGAUGCUAAAGCCAACAGAAUCCUGGCGCGAGACCCUCCUGGACAGCAGAGUUAUGGAGCUUUUCUUUACAGUGCAUCGAAAAAUCAGAGAAGAUACAGAUAUGGCCCAAGAUUCGUUACAGUGUCUGGCACAGCUGGCCUCUUUGCAUGGGCCGGUCUUUCCUGAUGAAGGCUCCCAAGUCGAUUACCUGGCACACUUCAUUGAGGGAUUACUGAAUACUAUCAAUGGAAUUGAAAUAGAAGACUCUGAAGCAGUGGGAAUUUCCAGUAUUAUCAGCAACCUGAUAACCGUAUUUCCUCGCAAUAUUUUAACUGCCAUUCCAAAUGAACUUUUCUCGUCAUUUGUUAACUGCCUCGCACACCUCACUUGUUCUUUUGGGAGAAGUGCUGCCUUGGAAGAAGUGCUUGACAAAGAUGAUAUGGUAUAUAUGGAAGCAUAUGAUAAGUUGCUGGAGUCUUGGCUUACUUUGGUACAAGAUGACAAACAUUUCCAUAAAGGCUUCUUUACCCGACAUGCUGUUCAGGUUUUUAAUUCUUAUAUUCAGUGCCAUCUAGCUGCUCCUGAUGGUACAAGGAAUUUGACUGCCAAUGGCGUGGCCUCUCGGGAAGAAGAAGAGAUAAGUGAGCUACAGGAGGACGACAGAGACCAGUUCUGCGACCAGCUGGCCAGCGUGGGCAUGCUGGGGAGAAUCGCUGCAGAGCACUGUAUACCUCUUCUGACCAGUUUAUUAGAAGACCGAGUGACAAGGCUCCAUGGUCAAUUGCAAAGACAUCAGCAACAGUUACUUGCCUCACCAGCAUCAGGCUCAAUGGACAAUAAAGUGCUUGAUGACCUGUAUGAGGAUAUUCAUUGGCUUAUUUUAGUCACAGGCUACCUCUUGGCUAAUGAUACUCAGGGAGAGACUCCGCUAAUACCUCCAGAAGUAAUGGAAUAUUCCAUUAAGCAUUCAGCUGAGGUUGACAUCAAUACAACGCUUCAGAUUCUGGGAUCUCCAGGAGAAAAGGCCUCUUCCAUCCCAGGGUACAACAGAACGGAUUCUGUAAUUAGGUUGUUAUCCGCUAUUUUAAGAGUGUCAGAAGUAGAAUCUCGAGCAAUAAGGGCAAAUCUCACCCACCUUCUGAGCCCCCAGAUGGGCAAAGAUAUCGUAUGGUUCCUCAAGCGCUGGGCAAAGACAUACCUCUUAGUGGAUGAAAAGCUGUAUGAUCAGAUAAGUCUGCCAUUUAGUACAGCAUUUGGUGCUGAUACAGAGGGUUCCCAAUGGAUUGUGGGUUACCUUUUAGAAAAAGUGAUCAGUAACCUGGCAGUGUGGAGUUCAGAGCAGGACCUUGCAAAUGAUACUGUACAACUGCUAGUAACAUUAGUGGAAAGGAGAGAGCGGGCAAACUUAGUUAUUCAGUGUGAAAACUGGUGGAAUUUAGCUAAACAAUUUGCAAGGCGAAGUCCUCCUCUUCACUAUUUGUCCAGCUCUGUGCAGAGAACACUAAUGAAAGCUUUAGUUCUAGGAGGUUUUGCUCAUAUGGACACGGAAACGAAACAACAAUACUGGACAGAGGUUCUUCAGCCACUUCAGCAGCGAUUCUUGAAUGUGAUAAACCAAGAAAACUUUCAGCAGAUCUGUCAAGAGGAGGAAGUGAAACAGGAAAUCACUGCUACAUUGGAAGCACUCUGUGGCAUUGCCGAGGCUACCCAGAUUGAUAAUGUAGCAAUUCUCUUUAAUUUCCUAAUGGACUUCCUUAAUAAUUGCAUUGGGUUAAUGGAAGUAUACAAAAACACACCAGAGACUGUUAAUCUCAUAAUAGAAGUCUUUGUUGAAGUUGCACAUAAACAAAUUUGCUAUCUUGGAGAGGCCAAAGCCAUGAACUUGUAUGAGGCCUGCCUAACUCUGCUCCAGGUGUAUUCCAAGAAUAAUCUAGGUCGACAGCGGAUAGAUGUUACAGCAGAAGAAGACCAGUACCAGGAUCUCCUCCUCAUUAUGGAGCUUCUAACUAAUCUUCUAUCAAAAGAAUUCAUAGAUUUCAGUGAUACAGAUGAAGUAUUUAGAGGACAUGAGCCUGGGCAAGCUACAAAUAGAUCUGUAUCAGCAGCAGAUGUCGUCUUAUAUGGUGUUAAUCUAGUUCUGCCUCUAAUGUCCCAGGAUCUGCUGAAGUUUCCAUCCCUGUGUAAUCAAUAUUACAAAUUAAUCACUUUCAUCUGUGAGAUAUUCCCUGAGAAAAUUCCACAGCUUCCAGAGGACCUCUUUAAGAGCCUAAUGUACUCACUGGAGUUAGGGAUGUCAUCAAUGAGUUCUGAGGUUUGCCAGCUCUGUCUGGAGGCUGUAACACCAUUAGCAGAGCAGUGUGCAAAAGCACAAGAAACAGAUUCAACCCUCUUUCUAGCAACAAGGCACUUUCUUAAGAUGGUCUUUGAUAUGCUGGUACUUCAGAAGCACAAUACAGAAAUGACAACUGCAGCAGGUGAAGCAUUCUACACAUUAGUGUGUUUGCAUCAGGCUGAAUAUUCAGAGCUAGUUGAAACAUUGCUAUCAACUCAGCAAGAUCCAGUAAUUUACCAGCGAUUAGCAGAUGCCUUCAACAAGCUUACUGCAAGCAGCACUCCUCCUACACUGGACCGUAAGCAGAAGAUGGCCUUCUUAAAGAGUUUAGAAGAAUUUAUGGCAAAUGUUGGUGGACUUCUCUGUGUAAAAUAAACAACAAAACUCUAUGCCUACUUUAGACCCUUUCUGCAAAAUGCACUGAGAAAUGCUGAAUGCUGACUAAAUCUUGUACCUGUCUCUGGGUUCUUUGCAGCCAUCUCAGAUUUUAGAGAGCCUGGAAGUUUGAACAUAACACGGUGGAAUAGGAGAGGUCAACUUUGAAUCAGCUUCUGCUAUUAUGUGUUAGCUGCAAUCUGUCAUACUUGUGUGUGAAAAGAAUGGACAGAAAAUCUGAAUUUAAAUUCUUUCUGUAUACGUGCAAACAGAUAUGGGCACAAUGAAAAGUAAAUUCAGUGCCUUCCCCCCCCCCAACUCGUUUAAAAUGAGUAGCCAGAUAAACAUACAGAUUUUUUUUCUACCCAAAACCAUGUUAGAGUGUGAAGCAGACACAUACAAAGCUCUAAAUAGUUUAGCUGAUUUUAAGCUUUAUUUUUUCCUCUCUAAAGUUUGAGUUUGUGUUCCAAUGGAAAAAAACCAACACCAAAAUGGUAUUUUAACUUGUGUUUAGUUUUGUUUUUUCUACAUCAACCUGAAGUUGCAUGUUCAGUGUAAUGCAGGUUUUUACAUUAUGUUCUGCUGCCUAAAGUUCAGAAGAAAAAAGGUGUAUAUUUUUGUUCCCCUAAAAUGAACUUUAGGAACUGUAGCCAUUUCCUUGCCUUAAUUUAAAAGGAAAAAAAAAAAGUUCACAUACUUUAGAUAAGAAAUCUAAGGCAAGAUGUGAGUCUUCAGAGUUGGUUUAGGAUGUUGGCAUUAAGCUGCUGUGUACAUAUUGCAGCCCUUCAUGUUGACGUGUCAUUUUGGAAUGAGUGUCUAAUGCAAGGUUCAUGUGUAGUUUUACUUUCAGUAUCUGUUUUGAUUCCUCUCCAGGUUGCACACAACUGCAAUGUAUUUCUACACUGAACUGUUUGCUAAAGCAAUAACAACGCAGAAGGUGUAAAUUAUUGACUUACAUGGACUUUUUUGAGUUGGGGCAUUAGGUAAAACAAUUAUGCUAGAAGAGGGGCUUGAAACCCUUUUACCCAAAGGUCAUACUUAGCUGAUUUGAGUCGAGAAAGAUUAAGAUCUGCACUGUUGAGAGGGAUUUUUGUUUUUCCUGAAAGAAGCUCGCCUUCUGUAGAGCCCUCCCUGCUGCUCUGCUCUUGCUCAGUUUUUUAUAUCAGCACUUUAGCUAUUAUGAUAGCAGAGUUACAGUGCCCUGAGUAUAGUGGACCAACACGGGAGAGUGGCACAAAGGCACAGAAGGCGGGCAUGCUCUGCCUCUAGUUUUGAGCCAGAGAAUACUGAAGCAAACAUAGAGGCUGCACGUCUAGUAACAGUCCUUUUUGUGGAAACACAUGGAGGCAGGAGAAGUUGGCCCUUUUGCUUAAGACCUCUGCUAGAUUAUGCUGUUGAAUGUUUCCCAUGUUUUUGUUUUUUGACAUUUAUAUAAAAUGUACAGUAUAUACACCUUUACAUGGCUGUGUAUAGCAUCAUGUUUGCAACUCUGUGCCAUCCUUCAGCCGUUCAUCUCAAAAUUAGUUACAAUAGCCAGAAGUAAAAAGACAUAAAUCUGUACUAUUGUGCUAUAAGUGAUCUAGGGCUUUUUUUAUUUUUUAGUGAAAUCCAUACCCAUCUCAGGCUUGGAUCUACAAGGCCAAAAAUACUAUCUUGUCAGUAUACUUUUCUCUUUUAAUUUAUGUGAGAACUGGGUGAGGGCAGAUUUACCCAUUAAAAAGCAACCAUAAAAUGUGUUAGAUAAUAUACCUCUCCAACCUGUAUUCUAAGAUAAUUUGUGUAGUGUUUUAGAACAGGGAUAUUGCCCUCAAAUUUUUCCUGGAAAAAUGAAUCCUUUUCUUUAGAAGCUUUCUUGGCUGUGCAUUUGCACUAAUGAUAACGAUCCCAGCAGAUCCUGUUUUUAAACUGUUCCAAUGUCUGAUUUUUGUUGUUGUUGUUGUUGCUUGGGUUUUUGCCUUGUUUUUGGAGCUGCUUCUAGAAUUUGAGUUUGUACACUCUGUAGUGCAGCCUUUCUAAAACUUGAUUAUUUCUCUCUCUCUCUCUCUCUCUCUCUCUCUCUCUCUCGUAUGAGGGGCAUUAAAGCCUAGGAACACAAGCAGCAGUAGGAACUGCUGGUUUGCUGUGAUGUACUCAAGCAUCAAACAUCUAGGCCAAAGUCUCAAAAAAAAAAAAAAAAAAAGUGCAAAUACCUUCAACCUUUUUGUAUCUGACUGCAAAACCGAUGUUCUCAAUCCUCAUUUCUCUUAUAACUAGCGCUGUCACUCUCACUUUUUGCCCUCAAGCUGGCUUAAUAUUUAAAAAUAUUUAUGAAUUUUAAAAUUUGGAAAUCCUCUUGAAUAUUGUAACUGAUGAAUGGGAGUAUGAAUUUAGUUAAUAUUCAGAAUAAAGUAAUAUGCCUACCCAUUGCUUUUCUAAUCAGGCCCAUCAUAUUGUCACAAGCACUGACAUAAAAUAUGUUUUGAUUAUGAAGACCUACUAAAUUAAGUAUGAACAAUUACUUUCAAAGAUUAGUUUUGAUGAUUGCUUAAAACUUUUUGUCCUUCAUUUAAAAUUGAUGUUAUAUAUUAAAGGGAAACUGUCCACGUAAGGGUCUUUUUAAAAGAAUUUUAUUGCUUAAUGUUAUGUUAGACAACAUUCUUCCUAUCUUGUUUUCUUUUUCCUUCCAUUCUUGUGUGUUCAACUUUGAUCUUUCCAUACUAUUCUAAGCUUCUUCUAGAGCAAAUGCAAAGAUGUUUCUGUUUAGUGACAUCUAUGAAGCUGUUACAAAAGUUUCUGGGAAGAAGUUUUCUUAAUUCAUACUCCUGCUGGCUAGGUGACUGCUUCUAUCCCUAAACUGUGUGGCUUGGAUAUCCCCCCUUGCCUCCCAUCCUUUGGUGACCUUCCACACAUCCACCUGCUGUAGAUCUAGAUGCAAAGCUCAUUCAAGUCCAUAAGAAAGAUUCAUAGACCAUUUUCAGUGGACCUAGAGUUGGCUCCAAGUAACUGUUUUAAAAUUUUGUAGCAUCACUGCAUUGAUUUUCCAUUCACUGUGCAAAGUGAAUAAUGAUUUUAAAAAUGCAUGUGUUUUUUUGAAAAAACAUGCAACUCAAACUUAAUUAUAAAUGCUGCAUGAUAUAGUUGUAAUAAAUAUAUUUGUCUAGACAUAAGACUUCUUUUCUUACUAAAAUAGAUUAUUGCCCCAGUGUUUUCAUUCAAGAAUUCAGGUAGUUUAUUUCCCAUUUCUCCAGCCCUUAUCCGAUUGUAAUAGCUAUUUCAAAUGCUAGCCUAAUGAUUUUCUGUGGUUCAACCUAUUUAUUCUGAUGCUGGCAAGCAUGACUGUCUAGUUGGAUCAUGAAAUUCAAGGCCUACAAAGCGCAGGGACACACAGACAGGCAGAAGUGGACUGCAUUAAACUUCCACUUUUACAUGCAUUAUGCCUUAAUCAUCGUCACUGACUGCCACCAGAAUCUGCUACUGCUUAUUGCCCAAAAGUUUGUGUUUCACUGGUUAGUGAUAAAGGGCUCACUGCUUUCCUCAGGAAUGAGAAACUUGUUUUCUCAGCAUGUCCAAAUCCUACUAGUUGAAAGAGGGAUUUGCAUCUGGGUCAUCUCCUUGACAGUGCAUAGCACUUACUAAAGCCCCAGUGUUUACCUGGAUAAAUCCCUUUUUUAUUUAAGCCAUGUAGUUGUAGGAAACAAGCUUGCACAGAAAAGUCAAUUGUCCAUUUAUAAUCUAAUGCUGGGAAAGGUAAUGCAAGUUCUAAUUUCAGUGAUCUGUGAAACUAUUCAGAAAAACAAAUGCAGCAUUUCUAUAAUAGAACUCUUUAAUUUCAGUUUCAGAUAAAUAAUUACGUAAGGGGUGUUUUUUAUGGAAGUAGCUUAUGAAUAUAAGUGCAGGAGUAGGAGCCAGUCUCCUCUAAUUUUGUAUCAGAUUUUCCACUGGGUCCACUGUGGCCAUCGGCAAGUCGCUAAAACUGUAUCUUUGUUUAAAAAAAACAAAAAACAAACAAAAAAAAUAGCGACAAUACCUACCUACCUCACAGGGCUGUUGUGAGGAUUAGUUUAUGCCUAUAAAUGCAUUGAGGAUCUGAAAUGCUCUGUAAAUAUUAAAUAUUUUAAUUUUAAUUUUUGUGAGGUGUAAGAUUUACUGUAAUGAAAACGGAAGAUUUUCCUAAUUCUGAAGCGCAGUGGAGGCAGCAGUAGUACAGUUCUCCACAGAAGCGGUGCACAGCAGGACAGUAAUACUGUAAAUUGUAGUUGUUUCAAUUACAGCCAGUUAAAAAGGUGGUUUCUUAAAUAAGAUAUGCUUCCUCACCAGCGUGCCUCAGUUCUGGUCUAAGUAGCGAGAGGGUGGUCGCUUCUGUGCGUAUGCAGGCUUCGGUGCCUCUGCCUGUGACAAGUGCCACUCGAGGGGGUAGCUCUGGGGGUUUUCCUCCGCUAAGAACAAGCACCGCUCCUUUCUCCAGGCCCCAGGCUGUUCUGGUCGCGCCAGGUCCACUCGGUUUAACCGCGGCCUGAGGAUAUGGUUCAAACAUAUAAAGCCAGGGUUCCCCUCCUCACCCCACCCUCACCCCUCUGAACUUGCUCUUAAUUUAAGUCGAUCAUGUAGACCUUCUUCGCGGUAAACCGGAUUAGUGCUUCCCGGCACUAGUCACGAAGCAAAUCAUGAAGUAUGGGUUGCUCUAGAGCCGUAAGCGCUCAGCUGUCUUACAAACCCUUUUUUUCAGCGUUAGGUUUACUGGCGCCCUAGCACUGGAGAUGGAGCAUAUGCCUGGCCUUCCCUUCUCCCCGGUGAAUGGAAGUAGAGUCUACUUUUCUGUUUCUUCCUUUCCCAGUCCUGCUUUCCAGGUCAUCUUAAGCCAUUCUCCUCAGAGAUUUGGAAGACCCCUCCAAACUCAGGCAGAAGAUACUGCCCGUUCAGUUUUCCAGUCGAUUACAGGUUGAUAUUUGAAAUACCUUCCAAUAGCAUUCCUCAACACAUUUCAGUCUCCCGUUGAAUUAUACUAGAUUUUAUAAUUAGGAAAAAUAAAAUCCACUUUUAUUUGUUCCCUUUGUGCAAACUAAGGAACCUCCAUGCAGUGAACUUGCAGUUUUAAGGCAAUAAAUGCUGGUACUGCUGUCAGUCAAAUAUGUAAAUAUUUUAAAUGUAUAAUUCAGUACUAUUUUGAGUUUAUAAAAAAUAAAGAUAAAGGCAGGGAUUGAAGUGCUAGUUAAUUUCAAGUAUUGUUUUACUUGUACAGUUGAAGAUGCAUAGGUAGAUACAUAUGAAGUUGCAUAGAAAUAUUUCACAAUUUGUUGCAAUAAGACUUGGGAAAUGGCUGUGUAAUCGAGCCUUAUCACAACUGAAUUUUCAAUUUUGCAAUCAAUAUUUUUCUGUAUUUCUAAGAUCCAUAAGCAGGAGGAGGAUAAAAUUGUUUUUCACUAAAGACUUUUAUUAUUUUGUUUUGGCCGCGUGUGAUGUGUGUGUAUUCUUGUUUAAUAUUAUUUCUCUAAAUUCUCACCUGUUGAAUCCCUGACAUAGCAUUUGUUAUGGCUCCUUAUAGUAGAAACAAAUAUGAACAUUAUGAAACUUCAAGCUAACUGUGUUCUUUUGCUACUGUGAAUUAGCAGUAAUUCAGUUGAAGUUAAUUGGGUAACUUUAGAUUUACAUCAGCACUUAAGGCAUGAGUUUGUCCAUCAACAGCAAAAAAUGUGAAUAGGUGUGCGGCAGAAGUAUCUCACACUGGAGUAAAAUCAAACAAAUAUUUAACAGUUGUCAAUAGUGGCUGUUAAUGAAUUUAUAAUCAAAUUACUUAUUCCACUAUCCUCCAAAAAAAAGCUUAUUGGUGACUUUUCAGGUCACUAUUAUUGGUGACGUUUGUAUACCCAGGAGGAAUACAAAUUACUGGGUCUUGAAUUGGUUGUGUAGAUUUAAUCUAAACAGUUUAUUGGGAUAUCUGGCCUAGAAAUUUUCUCUAGGCUUGUGAUGUGUUCCCAUGUAAGUUGUAUGCAGCAGUAUGCAUGUGUUACUGUGUGCAUUUCAGAAAAGUUCAAUUACUGGCAGGAGUUCUUAAUGUGCGAUAAUGUAAUUGCAUUUGGGUGAACAGCACUUAUUUUGUGCUGUUCCCCUUUUACUUUGACACAUGCAAAUCUUAUUUUAAAAAAAAAGAGAAAAAAGUUUCACAAAUCCUGAAAGUAAAACUACGCUACGACUAUGAUGGUGACAGCUUGCUAUACAUCUUGGUUGUAUGUAUCGCUUGAAUUUUAUUGGUUAGAGAAGUAAAAUUAUUGCAACAAUAUAUUUAUAUUGGCCUGGUUUAGUUAAGUGAGCAUUCUGGUGAAGGACAGAAACAUUUAAGGUAAUUAAGAACAAAUUCCUGAAAGCAGCUGGCAAGAUGGAAAAACAGCAGCGUAUCCAAGAGCCUUUCAUGUAGAAAAUUGAACUAUUUUGCUUUACCAUAACUAUGAGGUCUGGAAUAAACUUGAAUGAUUUGGGUACAAAGCCUUUAUUCACAUUUGUUUGUGUAAGUGUAUGCAAAAAAUACUCAUUUUUGCCUUUAUGAAACUUAUAUUUGCUUCAAUUAUAUAUUGUGGACUUAGGGUUUUUUUCUUCACUAUUUGCCACUUAUAAUAAGCAAGAAGGUAGGAAGUCUUAACCUUCCAAAUGGAAUUUGUCUGGCAGAUCAACAAGAAGAUCUUAAAUGAACGGGGAGAGGGAAGGAGAAGAAAGUAAAAACAAUUUGCAACCUUGAUGUGGAAAAAAUCAAGCUAAUCUGUAAGAAGAGAAACAAAUCUGUAAUGCAAAUGUUAUCCCAGAAUUUGUCAACCAGUGUAAUCUUAGUGGGAUUAGUAAACACUGUAAUUUAUUCAACACUUUUGGCGGGGGGGAAAGAGUGCCAUUUUGGAACCGAACUGAAAUUUGAUACUACCAGUGUAAGUUUCAUUAGUUAAAUAAUAAAACAAUCUUUAUUUAGAUAAGAGCUAGACAGACAAAGCCAGACAAAGCUACAUCUCCCAAAACACUGAAAUUACCCAUUGUGACUAAUGUAUCGCUCAUUAUUGUUCAUCCUCCAUCGGUCUUUGAAUCUCAUGGAACAACAGUUGUCACUUAACAUCCAUCAAUUUGGUUUUUCUGCCGCUGUGUUGCCCUUGCAAAUUGGAGUAAGGUAGCAGCCUUGCAUGUGAUCGGCUUCCCUUUCUCAUUCCCUCGGUGUCUGGCCGACUGUUCACUGUCGCGAAGGUGCGUGUGCUUCAUUUGCUUUAACUUAAUGCUUUGGAUGAUACUGUUUGGGUUUGUGGUGAAUUCAAAUCACUUCCAGCCUGUCGCUGUGUAUGCUGUUUACUGAAUGAAAGUCAUCGCUAGACUCCAAUGAAAGUGUUGAUUUGAAAGCUUCAUUCACAUCUACUGGUUUAUUAAGUUAUCAGGAUCUUUUCUUUAUUUCAGUACUGCACCAAUACUUUUUGUGGUCUUCUGUUCAUUCAAAUGAUUGCUGUUACUCGGGGGGGAAACAAAACGAAACAAAACCAAAAACCCACCACACUCUGGAGUCUUUAGGAAGAUCACUGAUGUCCUCUCACAAGAUCGACGCUACUUUGGGGAAGGCUUAUAUUCUUCUGCCAUUUUAAGAAAAGACUGUUCUUCUAAAAUACUUUUGCCUGCUUUUAGGCUGUUAUGCACUUUCAUGAUUUCUUAACAAACUACUGUUAAAAAUGUACUGUAACUUGGAUUUUGAUAAGCGCACAUGUAUUUAAACAAUUCACUCAGCCUCAGGAAAGCUGGAAAAAUUAGAUACCUGUUUCGUAUCUUAGUUAAAAUGUAUGUUACCUACAUCCUUUAAGAUGCCCAGAUAAUGUCUAGAUCCUGUGAGUGUAACUGUAUUUAAAAUACCAGUAUAAUCUGUAAAAGGAGGACAGUGUAAUUUGAAUCUAGGGACUGAGAAAAUUAUGUCCUCUUCUUCUUCUUCUCCUCAGACGUAUCUAUAGCCUGAAUUGGAGUUUCAAAAGCAAAAACAGUGAUAAAUCCCACUUACUGUUCAGGAAAAAAUGUUUUCUUUCUUAAUGCUAGCCUAUUUCUGUUUUCUUCCUCCUCCUUAAAAAGAGUGUGUGAAAUGAGUGCAGAGGUAUGUAUAGGAAAAACUGUAAAAAAUCUGCUGCUGUACAUAAUGUUUGCUACUUGACUGCAUUUUCUGUUCCACUUUAAUUUUACUGGUUUUGCUAAAUAUAUUUUAUAUAUUUUC